ACCACCUCUUUCCGAUGAAUCAUUAAUUCAUAAACGUGUGUAGAAUGAACCUACCUUGGGUUUUCUAUAGCCUUAAUCUAGAUCAUUAAUCUAGAUCUUGAACAUAGCACUGUGAUCAUUUCAGCACUAACCCCUUGAUUCUUUUCUUCCAGAUUCUGGUGGCUCUUAGACACCUUCAUUUCAAGAACAUUGUCCACUGUGAUCUGAAACCAGAGAACGUGCUGUUAGCAUCUGCAGAGCCCUUCCCACAGGUGAAGCUGUGUGACUUUGGCUUCGCUCGCAUCAUUGGGGAGAAGUCGUUCCGCCGCUCGGUGGUGGGCACCCCUGCCUACCUGGCCCCCGAGGUCCUCCGGAGCAAAGGCUACAACCGCUCCCUGGACAUGUGGUCGGUGGGGGUUAUUAUCUACGUCAGCCUGAGUGGAACUUUCCCCUUCAACGAGGAUGAGGACAUCAACGACCAGAUCCAGAACGCUGCUUUCAUGUACCCGCCCAACCCCUGGAAAGAGACCUCUGUAGACGCAAUCGACUUGAUAAACAACCUACUUCAAGUGAAGAUGAGGAAGCGCUACAGUGUUGAUAAAUCACUCAGUCACCCAUGGCUGCAGGAUUACCAGACCUGGUUGGACCUCCGGGAGUUUGAGACCCGCCGCGGAGAGCGCUACAUCACCCACGAGAGCGAUGACGCUCGCUGGGAGGAGUAUGCAAACGAGAGGAGCCUGCUCUACCCCAAGCACUUCAUCAUGUCUCCAAACCUGGAUGACAUGGAGGAGGACCCCUAGCUGUUGGGAGGAUGAACUACAACUUCUCCAGCAAUGGUUGGGGGAGGGGGGGGGACAGUUGAUUUACCUCUGACUACUGGCAGAGCAGGUCCAGUGGUCGUACGGAACCGACCGCCUUUAGAAACUGUUUCUCAGAAACUUGGGGGAAAGAGAUGUGGGGUCUUGCACCCAUGUCCAUGCCCUGCAGGCACCCAAAAUAAGUCUUGUGCAGGGCUUUGGUGCUCAUGGUGUAUGCAACAGUGCCCUUACAUGGGAAGUUGACAGACACAAUGUGGGAUUUUUCAGGUUGUUUCUUUUGUUUUCUUAAAGAACAUUCCAGAGAUUGGAUGGGACACGCUCUCUCUCUCUUUCUGUCUCUAGUCUCUGCUGCCUUCUUCAGCUAGCCAUAACACGAGUCUCUUGAGCCUGAAAGAUAAACUUUGAGUGUUUGGGAACCCUCCUAUUAGAGUUCAUAAACAUUUGCACUGCCAUUCAAAACUAUUGAAGGGCCCACAGCCUGGACCAAAUCCAACAGCGAUGGACGCUUGAGAUUUUUAGCUUUUACCCGGCGUAUUUUUCUUAAAUCCUCGUUUUGUGUUUUUAAGAUGUUCACCAAAACUACAAGUGAUUUCAGAUUGCUUGAAAGUAUUUUGGAAAGAAACGUUUAUAUGGAACGGUUUUAUGUUAGGCUAUUAAACUGGAACACAUAAGAAAUGUAUACGAAGUCUUAGAUAUUUUACAUACUUCUUCAUUGAAGCAUAGUGGUCCUAAAAUCUUUGUGUUGUAAAUGAACGUUUGAUCCAGUUGCCUUUGAAAUGUAAUUUCUUUCAGAGUCUGCUGGGUAAAUCCACCCUCACUGAGACUUUUUUGUGUUUUGCUUUCUAAAGCUGAGAGUGUUUAGCAUUUCAUCCAAACGAUAAUCUUUAAUGUGUUGAUGCUGCUGGUGAAGCUUGUUGUAAGCAACCCCUCAUGCCCUUGAUGGAUGAAGGAGCGUGAAAGAAGCCAUUCAGCUAGUCUCCUCUCACCCAGGCUAAGCUAGAUGAAGAAGUUGUUUGAGUAAUUGUAAACACCUAGAAAACACCUGAUACUAAGACGCGCUUCGCACACAGACAUACACAUAUACACACACACACACACACACACACACACACACACACACACGGUAUGCUCUGUCCAACCCCAAGAUGGAGUAUGAAGCAUCAGCGCAAUAGCUGUGUUUAGAGUCCCAUCUCUAGCGCAUUAUAUCUAUGACAACCAGCACGAUCCUGAGAAGACCCAAACCGUUGGGAGCAGCAGCUGCUGUAGUGUGGACCAUCGGCCCAUCGGCCAGCCGCCUCCCUCUGAGACGCCAAAGACAUAGCACAUGAAACAGAGAAAGAGUGGAGGAAUGCCGAUUCCCUUACAGUCCUGAGAAUUCAAGCCGGAUGCAAACAUUUUCAGUUGUGUAAUGUGUAACAUUGCUAGGGGUUGUCAGGAGUUGUUGGUACAGGUCAAAUAUUUCAGGUCCAGAUGCCUUUAGCACAUGUUAAUGGCCAUGUACAGUUGAGAGUUUUAAAAUGUAUUUUUGUCACAUGCAGGAGGCUUAAGUAACUUAGACACUCAGUGGAAGUUUGAAUGAAUGCAGUCUCUCACUAUAGGCCUACAAUCUACAGAAGGUUUUUAAUCAAGAUAUAUUUUUUCUACCAUUCAUGACCAAAAUGUUUAGUUUUUUUUAUUCUUGGUAAUGUGACAGGUCUAAAUGUUUCUGUGGAUUAUGUUCAUUGAUUUUAUGUCAAUUCUCUGGUCACACUCAUUGUGAGGUGAUUAGUUCGGAUUUGAAGGACACAAGUGUUUUUUGUGUGAACCCAUGAAGUGGCCACAGGGCUUCAUCCUCCAGCGGGGUUUACUAUAGGCUUCCACUCAGGCCCCAGCCAGUGCACAUGAAAGGACUCUUAAUGCCGAGAUGCUACUGCCAAUAUGUGUACUUCUUCUCAUUUCUAUGCUGGUUGGAUUCUGAAGACCACAAUGCAUCAGUGCAGUACUUGAUCUAUAUUUUAAUGUUAUUUUCCUGUAGUGUGCAAUCACUUCUAAAUGAAAUCCCUCAUGCUUCGGUGAUGGUUGAUUGGCAGUCCGCUGAUUGCAUUGGCGCAGGAACUCAGUAUGCCUUAAGUAGCGUGUUUGUGUCUGUGCACACAGAUUCAGGUCCAUAUUGAGCUGGUAUGAAGCAUUUUUCCCAAAGUGCUUGUGUUCGCUAUUAUUUCUCUCAUUGUGUAGCAUCCACGUGAAGAUCCUUUUGUAAGUCUGUUUCUAGUUUUUUUGUGUGUUUGGCCUACCUUCACUGAUGCAUUUGGAACAGAUCCAUCUGCCCUGGCUUUUUCAGAUUUGACACUGAUCCCUCAGUAAGCUCCAAAUUCAACUUAAACAUUACAGCAAGGCAAAUGGAAGGUUGUGAGCAAAAUGCUGAUGUUAUGUCUUAACUUUUACAAGAGCCCACUCCUCCACGCGGUUACAGUGCAGCAGUAAUUUAAACAUCCUCUUUCUUAGAGAUCAGCAAUAAAUACGGAGGAAAUGUAGGUUCUUCGACAUUUUUGAGACCGUGUUUACCAGUGAAAGACUCCAAGACCCCAAAAUGUGUUUUUUUUUUUUCUUCUUCUUCUGUGAAAUGCAGACAUUUGUAAUUUGGGAGAGGGCCGUUUUAUUGGAUUACUUUGGGAUUGUGGGGGCCUUCUGGAGCCAUUCCUUUCAUCUUGAACUGUGAUUAUAAUUUGGGUGGAUUCUGUCAGUGCAACUGACCACAGCUACCUUGUGAAGGAUGCCAUAUUUAUGUUUAAAGCACACAUCUAUGGGUGACAAAACUUCCUGAGAAUCGUAUGAAGCUCAUGCUGCCACUGGAUUGGCAGAUGUCAGUGUUUUGUAUGUUUUACUACUCACAUAUCUUAAUAAAAACUGCCUCUUAACAGCUGA
Molecule: messenger RNA, 3701 nt
Organism: Clupea harengus (Atlantic herring)
Lineage: Eukaryota; Metazoa; Chordata; Actinopteri; Clupeiformes; Clupeidae
Product: serine/threonine-protein kinase D3
Exons: 4
Coding region: 381-779 (132 amino acids)
Biological process (GO): phospholipase C-activating G protein-coupled receptor signaling pathway; intracellular signal transduction; protein phosphorylation
Cellular component (GO): cytosol
Molecular function (GO): ATP binding; protein serine/threonine kinase activity
Source: RefSeq, a predicted model, not a curated record